Messenger RNA from Brienomyrus brachyistius, 3432 nucleotides. RefSeq names its product phosphofructokinase, muscle b (gene pfkmb). The record is from RefSeq and is a predicted model, not a curated record. Gene Ontology annotation, molecular function: AMP binding; fructose-6-phosphate binding; ATP binding. Gene Ontology annotation, cellular component: cytoplasm; membrane; 6-phosphofructokinase complex. Gene Ontology annotation, biological process: canonical glycolysis; fructose 1,6-bisphosphate metabolic process; fructose 6-phosphate metabolic process. The transcript has 22 exons. The coding region runs from base 22 to 2481 and encodes 819 amino acids. Lineage: Eukaryota; Metazoa; Chordata; Actinopteri; Osteoglossiformes; Mormyridae.
UGGUUGGUAUCCUGUUAGCUGAUGCCCCAGACAGGGGCCUGUUCUGACCAGGAACCUCCAGGCACUGAUAUAAUCCAGGGCUGCUUCUCGUUCCCUGCUUGUUCCUCUCCUGUGGGUCUCUCUGCACUUCCUGGAGACGAGAUGGCGGCAUUGGUGGGCACUGUCCGUGCGGACCCAACUAAAAUGGGCAUCGGACGGGCCAUCGCUGUGCUGACCUCCGGCGGGGACGCGCAGGGCAUGAAUGCUGCUGUGAGGGCCACCGUCAGGGUCGGCAUCUACACAGGUGCCAAAGUCUUUUUCAUCCACGAGGGUUACCAGGGGCUGGUGGAUGGAGGAGACCAUAUCCGUCCAGCCACUUGGGAGAGUGUCUCCAUGAUGCUGCAGCUGGGGGGCACCAUCAUCGGCAGUGCCCGCUGUCAGGAAUUUCGCACCAUGGAAGGUCGUACAAAGGCUGCUUGCAACCUGGUGAAGCUGGGAAUCACAAACCUGUGUGUGAUCGGAGGCGAUGGUAGCCUGACUGGAGCUAACCAGUUCCGCAGCGAAUGGAGUGAGCUGCUAGCUGACCUUAUCAAAGCCGGUAGGAUCACAGAAGCAGAGGCCAAGCAGUCCUCCCACCUCAACAUUGUGGGCAUGGUGGGCUCCAUUGACAAUGACUUCUGUGGCACUGAUAUGACUAUUGGCACUGACUCCGCCCUGCACCGCAUCAUAGAGGUGGUGGAUGCCAUCACCACCACGGCCCAGAGUCAUCAGAGGACCUUCAUCUUGGAAGUGAUGGGAAGGCACUGUGGGUACCUGGCCCUGGUCACUGCCCUGGCCUGUGGAGCCGACUGGGUCUUCAUCCCAGAGAUGCCCCCAGAGGAGAACUGGGAGGACCAUCUGUGCAGGAGACUGGCUGAGACUCGAGGCAGAGGCUCCCGACUGAAUGUGAUCAUUGUGGCGGAGGGGGCCAUCGACAGACAAGGCAAAUCCAUCACCUCCAACACAGUCAAGGACCUGGUGACACAGAGGCUGGGUUAUGAUACUCGUGCCACAAUCCUUGGACACGUGCAGAGAGGCGGGACGCCAUCUGCCUUUGACCGGAUUCUGGGCAGCAGGAUGGGGGUGGAGGCAGUAAUGGCUCUCCUAGAGGCUACCCCAGACACGCCUGCAUGUGUUGUCAGCCUGUCUGGAAACAUGGCCAUCAGGGUGCCGCUGAUGGAGUGUGUGCAAGUGACAAAAGAAGUCACUAAAGCCAUGGAAGAGAGGAGAUUUGAUGAUGCUGUGAAACUCAGGGGCAAGAGUUUUGAGAACAAUUGGAAUACAUACAGGCUAUUGGCUCAUGUGCACCCCCCAGAGGCCAAGAGUAAUAUCAACAUUGCCAUCUUGAACAUCGGUGCCCCGUGUGCUGGGAUGAAUGCUGCAGUUCGUGCAGCCGUCAGGAUUGGCAUCACCCAAGGGCACCAUAUGCUGGCAGUGCAUGACGGAUUUGAGGGGCUGGCUCAUGGACUGAUUGAACCCAUCACGUGGUCUGAUGUUGGUGGUUGGACUGGGAAGGGUGGAUCCCAGCUGGGCACCAAGAGGACACUUCCAUCAAGUAUCAUUGAGGAGAUCAGCCUCAACAUUGCCAAGUUUAACAUCCAUGGUCUGGUCAUUAUUGGGGGUUUUGAGGCUUUUGUGGGAGGCCUGGAGCUCGUGACGGCGAGGGAGAAGUAUGAGGAGCUGUGCAUCCCUCUGGUGGUGAUCCCUGCCACCGUGUCCAACAAUGUGCCCGGCUCAGACUUCAGCAUCGGUGCCGAUACGGCCCUGAACACCAUCACCACGACAUGUGACAGGAUCAAGCAGUCGGCCGCCGGUACGAAAAGGCGCGUGUUCAUCAUCGAGACGAUGGGGGGUUACUGCGGUUACCUGGCCACCAUGGCCGGCCUGGCCUCUGGUGCUGACGCUGCCUACAUCUACGAGGAACGCUUCAACAUCCGUGACCUUGAGGUGAACGUGGAGCAUCUGGUGGAGAAAAUGAAAACGACCGUGAAGAGAGGCCUGAUUCUCAGGAACGAAAGGUGCAAUGAAAACUACACCACUGACUUCAUCUUUAACCUGUAUUCCGAGGAAGGAAAGGGAGUCUUUGACUGCCGGAAGAACGUCCUGGGACACAUGCAGCAGGGUGGUACCCCCACCCCCUUUGACAGGAAUUUUGGCACCAAAAUGGGAGCGAAGGCUGUCCUCUGGCUGACAGAGAAGCUGAAAGAAUGUUACAGACAUGGUCGUAUCUUUGCCAACACACCACAGUCGGCAUGCGUGCUGGGCAUGCGGAAAAGGGCCCUGGUAUUCCAGCCUCUCGCAGAGCUGAAGGAGCAGACAGACUUUGAACACCGCAUCCCGAAGACAGAGUGGUGGCUGAAGCUGAGGCCCAUUCUGAAGAUCUUAGCCAAGUACAAAAUCAACCUGGAUACCUCUGAAAAAGCUGCCAUGGAGCAUGUGAUCAAAAAGAGGGGGCUUGUGUAACGGGCAACCUGGAGCAACGCAGAGCCGUGGAUGGAGCCAAACCUGUAAUGUUCAGCGGUUACAAGUUACUACCUUUCGGCAGAUGUCAAUAGUAUCAUCAUUUAGUUGUUAAGUUACUAAACUUGUCUCAGGUCUUAGUGAUAUUAAGCCUCAUUCAUAUGUCACUUGUCCAAAUGCUGUGAUGCUUCACAGCCAAUCUGCACAGUCUGCACAAAAAUCUUGGGCAUGCCGUCUGCUCAUAUGCAAGGAAUUGAUAGCGCAUGACUUGGUGUUUCCAGUAGGUGGCAGCACUGAGUUUCUCAGAGCAGUGGUCAAUGAAGACCAAGUAAAAGGAGAAUAAUUGUACUUAUGGAUGCGUUCCAUGAGCUGCUGUGUGAAGUGGUGUGGAGGUACUUGCAUAUAGGUAUGUAAUAAAUAAUUAUUCAUCAUUAAAGGUCAAUAUAAGCUUCAUUCUACCCAAGAAUAGCUGCCCUCUGCUGGUGCAGUGGACACAUGCGCUAACCACAACCAUCUGUGUACAUAUGCAAAUGUCUACAAUGACCAUAAAGACCACAGUGGUAUCCGGUCAAGUUUAAUAUGAAUUAGGCUCCAAUGUUAAGGCCUUCCCAACAGGAAACACCUGUAAAUUCAGUCUAAUGUCCUUCCAUACCAAGGUAUGAGAGCCAGAACUCAUAUCAUGUAUAAAAUGUAAGACAUUUCUGUUUAGCCUCAAAUGUCAGAAAUCCAAUAGGCUGAGUCUGCUUUCUUCCUUAGUCUCGUAUACAUUUUAACGUCUUUCUGAGAUACUCUCCUGCCCUCUCCUUCCCUGCUUCAUUUGUGUUGAUCCAACCAUCUUCUUCAAAUAUUUGUAAUUUUGUAAUUCCUAUCUGUGUAAGAGACUCAGAAGAGCCAUUAAAUCCAGAUGUGACCACUCUGCUUACAUUGACACGAUUAAAGACUAGUAGACGAUGA